This is a messenger RNA of Gadus macrocephalus (Pacific cod), 2836 nucleotides long. It is a transcript of the gene galnt17, whose product is annotated as polypeptide N-acetylgalactosaminyltransferase 17. The record is from RefSeq and is a predicted model, not a curated record. Bases 1 to 1092 code for a protein of 363 amino acids. Lineage: Eukaryota; Metazoa; Chordata; Actinopteri; Gadiformes; Gadidae. Gene Ontology annotation, cellular component: Golgi apparatus. The transcript has 8 exons.
AUGGCGGCACCAGCUCUCUCCCCCUCCCCCCUCUCCCUCUCUCCCAGGGCGGAGCCGGUGCUGGCCCGUAUCAAGGAGGACCGCCGGAGGAUCAUCCUGCCCUCCAUCGACAACAUCCGACACGACACCUUUGAGCUGGAGCGCUACGAGAACUCGGCCCACGGGUACAACUGGGAGCUGUGGUGCAUGUACAUCAACCCCCCCAAGCAGUGGUGGGACGAGGGGGACACCUCCGCACCAAUCAGGACUCCAGCCAUGAUCGGCUGCUCCUUCGUGGUGCAGCGGGCCUACUUUGGAGAACUGGGUCUGUUGGACCCGGGUAUGGACGUCUACGGAGGGGAGAAUAUUGAGCUGGGGAUCAAGGUGUGGAUGUGCGGGGGUAGCAUGGAGGUGCUGCCUUGCUCCAGGGUGGCUCACAUUGCCCGCCUGAAGAAGCCGUAUGUCAGCAACAUAGCGUUCCACACGCGCCGCAACGCCCUGCGAGUGGCCGAGGUCUGGAUGGACGAGUUCAAGACCAACGUCUACCAGGCCUGGAACAUCCCCAUGGAGAACCACGGCGUCGACUACGGGGACAUCUCAGAGAGGCGGGCGCUGAGGAAGAACCUGCAGUGCAAGAACUUUGAGUGGUACCUGGACAACGUGUACCCGGAGAUGAGGAGAUACAACAACACCAUCCACUACGGAGAGAUCCGUAACUCCAAGGCCAGCCACCUGUGUAUGGACCAGGGAGAGAGGGACAACCACACGGCUACCCUGCACCCGUGCCAUGGCUGGGGCCCGCAGUUAGGGCGCUACACGGCGGACGGCCAGCUGUACCUGGGGCCCCUGGGCAGUACGGGGGAGGACACGAGGUGCCUGGUGGACGACCAGAUCAGCCACCUGCCGCAGCUGCGCGACUGUGAAAAGGUCUCCAAUGUGAGGCAGAAGACGUGGCUGUUCUCCCAGAACGAGUCCAUGGAGAACGGAGCGUCGGGCCGUUGCCUGGAGGUGGUUCCAGCCAACGUGAACUUUGGGCAACUGCUGGUUCUGCAGCCGUGCACUGGCCAGAAGUGGACCAUCAAGAACACCAUCAGACAGCAACUAUUGACCUAGCUGGUCAACCCGGCCCCAACACACACACACACACACACGCACACAUGCACACACGCGCGCACACACACACACACACACACACACACACACACACACACACACACACACACACACACACACACACACACACACACACACACACACACACACACACACACACACACACACACACACACACACACACACACACACACACACACACAAGUCUUUGUGGACCCCACCAGGAGCGUUGAAAUGACAAACACCCAGAGGUCAUGUGUGUGGAUGAUGAUGAUGAUGAUGAUGAUGAUGAUGAUGAUGAUGAUGAUGAUGAUGAUGACGACAAAGGUAUUUCUGGGUCUUUGCUGGACAGAAGGUUUGGUUAAUGCUUUUAGGAUCAAAUCUUGAACGACCAGGAGUUAAACAACACACACACACACACACACACACACACACACACACACACACACACACACACACACACACACACACACACACACACACACACACACACACACACACACACACACACACACACACACACACACACACACACACACACAGUGUACCCCUAAAAUAUCUGAUGAGAUGAUUUAAACUCGUUUGCUUCCCCCUGUGAGUGUGUGUGUGAUUCUCCCUCGCCUCUGAUAUGCUGACAAGCUGUGGCCCUGACCUCAGUAUGUCCCUGGGUGUACAGAUGGUGUUAUCACCACCCCAAAUCACAGCCGGACAGAUGGGCAUGAAGUUCGAGAGAGAGGGAGAGAAAUAAAUGAUUUCAUUAGAGGUUUCAGAUUUUAACAGCUUUUUUUUAACCAUUUUAUGGUGCUCUAUGGUGAGAUGGGUCCCGGCAGAUGACUUCAUCUCUGCGAUGAUUAAAAGUUCAAGGCAGAACACAUCGCUUCCUCGUUCUCACAUCCAUUAAAUAACGUCCCGGGUGGUGUCAUCAGAACUAACUCAGGCAGGGGGUGAUGCUUAGUUCUGGCACUUCUGAGUGUGUGACUAAACCUGCACUAUGAUACAUUUUUGCUGCAGUGCUUUUUUUUAUUUUUUAUUUUAACUACUAAGAGGCAAAAGGAAGAAAACAGAAUUUGGGAGGGGAGAUGCGUAGUUCCGAAUUGCAGGUUUAACUUUUAAAAAUAAUCAUAUCAUAGCUUUUAAUGAGAAAUGUAUUAAUAUGUCAAAGGGAAUUAUUUUAAUAUUUGUCUUCAGACUAUGUACAAACGUUGUCAGUUCUUUCUUUACAGUUAGGGUUGAGGACAUCAGUUAAGUGUCAUUGGGAUUAUGGUAUGGAAAUAAUUUACUGAUAUCUAUUUUUUGUGUGUUUUGAUUUGGUCGAUUAAUCUGUGGUUGUUCCUUAAGGUUUGUUGGGUUCUUUUCAACUCCAAGCAUUUGGUAGCACCGAUUUGGGUCAAGUCUUGUAGCAUGAUUGUUAUGGACGCGUGGAAAAUGUGUUUUUAUGUUAUGGUAAAGUCUCCUUGAUAAUGUCUCUGGGUUUUUGCUGUCGGUCACCGAGGGCCACGUGAAUAACAGGGACACAGACGUCUGACAAGGCCACUCUCGGUCGAGGCACUGCCUUUUUUUCUUUUUGACGUUGUCAUGGAAACUAUGAGCAGUGUUUAAAUAUAGAAGGGUUCAUGCACAAUGCUGUCGGGAGGCUGGUCCAGUCUUUUUAUUGAGAUAUGAUGUCAAACGUCCCAUCGAGUCGAUGAUAAUCGACGGGCUUCGGUCCCCGCUUUGUCUUCCAAUAAAACAACGGGUAACCUGG